Molecule: messenger RNA, 3515 nt
Organism: Lotus japonicus
Lineage: Eukaryota; Viridiplantae; Streptophyta; Magnoliopsida; Fabales; Fabaceae
Product: beta-galactosidase 8-like
Exons: 19
Coding region: 667-3186 (839 amino acids)
Biological process (GO): carbohydrate metabolic process
Cellular component (GO): cell wall; vacuole
Molecular function (GO): beta-galactosidase activity; carbohydrate binding
Source: RefSeq, a predicted model, not a curated record
GCUCUGCGUAUGUGUUUGUGUGAUACCCAACCCUUUAAGUAUUAUCUCUAACCUUGGUCCUAAUAGCUGGCAAUUCUGGGGUUCACAUUAUUGUAUGAAGCCAUUUUCUCCCAUCAAUAAUUUCUUGCAUGUACGCCAUAUCCCACUCUCACUUCCUCCCACCAUUGAUUCAGCAUUUCAGCUGUUCCAUUAUCACCUACCACCACUGUUUGUAAAUGCCAUUCCACAACAUAACACCAUUAAAAUAAACACACACUGACAAGAAACAGAGGAAGACGACGAUGUCACCGACAACCUUUUCCUUUGUCAACACAUUUUUUGACACUUGACACACACACCUCACACCUGGCUCUUCUUUUCUCCCUUCACAACACAUAACAUAAUCUGAAUAUAUCAACAUACACAUUUCACACGAAGCAAUAUCACUUGAUUCCUUUCCUUCUCUCUAUAUCUAACUUCCACCACUUUUAUUUCCUUCCAUUAUUACUAUCAUUGUUCUCUGUUCAUGAAGCAACAUCACUCACAUUUCACACGCACGUGAACACACAGUCACUAGUAACAGAUCAAGCAGAGCAAGGUUGUUGUUUUUUCUUGUUUGCCAUUUUGGUUUAGAAAAAGGGUCUCCAUUGCCUUCUGGGUUUUUCUCUGUUUUGGAAUAAAGGAGCAAUGAGAGCGACCCAGAUUGUGUUGGUUCUGGUUUGCUUCCUCGGCAUUUAUGCUCCCAUGUUGUUUUGUGCAAAUGUGGAGUAUGAUCACAGAGCAUUGGUCAUUGAUGGAAAACGCAGGGUCUUGAUCUCUGGUUCUAUUCACUACCCACGUAGUACUCCAGAGAUGUGGCCAGACCUUAUUCAGAAAUCCAAAGAUGGAGGACUUGAUGUGAUUGAGACCUAUGUUUUCUGGAAUUUACAUGAACCAGUUCGAGGCCAGUAUGAUUUUAAGGGGAGGAAGGAUUUAGUGAAAUUUGUGAAGGUUGUAGCUGAAGCGGGUCUAUAUGUGCAUAUUCGGAUUGGUCCAUACGUGUGUGCUGAAUGGAACUAUGGUGGUUUCCCUCUUUGGCUGCACUUCAUUCCGGGAAUUAAGUUCAGAACUGACAAUGAACCAUUCAAGGCAGAAAUGAAACGAUUCACAGCUAAGAUAGUGGAUAUAAUCAAGCAAGAGAAACUAUAUGCAUCACAGGGAGGACCUGUUAUUUUAUCUCAGAUUGAAAAUGAGUAUGGAAAUAUUGAUUCACAUUAUGGUUCUGCUGGCAAAUCCUACAUCAAGUGGGCAGCAUCAAUGGCUACAUCUCUUGAUACAGGAGUUCCCUGGGUCAUGUGCCAGCAAGCAGAUGCUCCUGAUCCGAUUAUUAACACGUGCAAUGGAUUUUACUGUGAUCAAUUCACACCAAACUCUAACACAAAACCGAAAAUGUGGACUGAGAAUUGGAGUGGAUGGUUUCUAUCAUUUGGUGGUGCUGUUCCUUACAGACCUGUGGAAGAUCUUGCAUUUGCUGUGGCACGCUUUUUCCAGCGCGGUGGAACGUUUCAAAAUUACUACAUGUACCAUGGAGGGACUAACUUUGACCGAAGUACUGGUGGACCUUUCAUUGCCACUAGUUAUGAUUAUGACGCACCAAUUGAUGAGUAUGGAAUUAUUAGACAGCCUAAAUGGGGCCACCUGAAAGAUGUGCACAAGGCCAUAAAGCUCUGUGAAGAAGCGUUAAUUGCCACCGACCCAACCAUUACAUCACUUGGUCCAAACCUAGAGGCUGCAGUUUACAAGACAGGAUCUGUAUGUUCUGCCUUUCUUGCCAAUGUCGGCACCAAAUCUGAUGUAACGGUGAAUUUCAGCGGCAAUUCAUAUCACUUGCCUGCAUGGUCUGUGAGCAUCUUACCUGACUGCAAGAAUGUAGUGCUUAAUACAGCAAAGAUUAAUUCUGCAUCUGCGAUUUCAAGCUUCACAACUGAAUCUUCAAAAGAUAUUGGUUCUUCAGAAGCUUCCGGUUCAGGAUGGAGUUGGAUAAGUGAACCAGUGGGUAUUUCAAAGACUGAUUCAAUCUCAAAAAUUGGAUUGCUGGAGCAAAUAAAUACGACUGCCGAUAAAAGUGACUACUUGUGGUAUUCAUUAAGCAUUGAUCCUAAGGAUGAUGCUGGUGCUCAAACUGUUCUUCACAUCGAAUCACUUGGCCAUGCCCUUCACACUUUCAUCAAUGGGCAGCUUGCAGGGAGUCAAGCAGGCAAUAGUGACAAAGCUAAGAUCACUGUGGACAUCCCCAUCAAACUAGCGGCCGGAAAGAACACAAUUGAUCUCCUAAGUUUGACCGUGGGACUUCAGAACUAUGGAGCUUUUUUUGAGACAUCGGGAGCAGGGAUCACUGGUCCAGUGAUAUUGAAAGGUUUGAAGAAUGGCAAAACUCUUGAUCUCUCCUCUAAGAAGUGGAAUUAUCAGGUUGGCCUCAAAGGUGAAGAAUUAGGCCUUUCUGGUGGAAGUUCUGGACAGUGGAAUUCACAAUCUACCUUCCCUAAGAACCAACCAUUGAUUUGGUACAAGACGAACUUCGCCGCUCCAUCCGGCAGUAAUCCAGUUGCAAUUGACUUCACGGGGAUGGGAAAAGGCGAGGCUUGGGUGAACGGACAGAGCAUUGGGCGGUACUGGCCAACAUAUGCCUCUCCAAAUGCUGGUUGCACAGACUCGUGCAAUUAUAGAGGAUCUUAUAGUUCAUCCAAAUGUCGCAAGAAUUGCGGAAAACCAUCACAGACACUAUACCAUGUACCAAGAUCUUGGUUGAAACCACAUGGAAACACUCUUGUAUUGUUUGAGGAAAGUGGGGGUGAUCCAACUCAAAUCUCUUUUGUCACAAAACAGAUACAAAGUUUGUGUGCACAUGUAUCUGAUUCUCAUCCAUCACCGGUAGACUUGUGGAACUCAGAUACAGAAUCAGGAACAAAAGUAGGGCCUGUAAUGUUGCUCAAGUGCCCUCAUCAUAAUCAGGUCAUCUCUUCCAUCAAGUUUGCGAGCUACGGAACACCGGCCGGGACCUGCGGAAACUUCUACCACGGACGCUGCAGCAGCAAUAAGGCUCUGUCCAUUGUGCAGAAGGCCUGCAUUGGAUCAAGUAGUUGUAGCGUUGGAGUAUCCAUUGACACAUUUGGAGACCCUUGUACAGGGGUCACAAAGAGUUUAGCUGUUGAAGCUACUUGUGCAUAGAGAGACAUGUUACUUCAAAAGCACUAAAAGAGCACUCCAUAGUUGUCAUUAAGUCUUGGUUACGAAGAUGCUUAGGGAUGAGCCAAAGUAGAAUUGUAUUCUAGAUGAAUUUUUUUCAAUUGAAAAAGUUAGUCUCACUUGAAAUUAAUGAAUAAAAGUCUUAGGCUGAUGCGACAUACGUGAUGAAGUUGCAAAUAAGAUUUUUUCUCAAACUUGCAAGACAAGUUGUUCUCAUGUGUUAACUGUGUUUGGAUAUCUGUUGGUAUUGAUGUAAACAAAUAUUAAUUCUCAUUUAGAGACAAAAAAGUGAUCGGAACUCUUUUCAUGAA